AUUUGAUUCUUCCUUCUUCUUCACAAUGAGCCGAUCUUUCUCCUUCGCUCUCAUUUUCUACCUCUUCCUCCAUUAUCGUAUUAUCGUAGCUUCACAAUUCGAAGGAUUUGAUGCUGAAGAAGACGAUGUUUCCGACGAUUCCUCUCACCUUCUUCACCACUCCCUCCCUCCGCCUCUUCUCACUCAGUCUCACUCAUCACUCUCCGAUCUGGAACUGGAACCGGAACCGGAAUCUUCUUCUGCCGAAUCUAACUCCGAUCUCAUCACUGAAUCAGAUCCAGAGCAUGAAUCCGAUUCGAGAACUCCCUCGUCUACGCCAUUUGAGUACUGGGACGAAGACGAGUUCGAAGGACUACCGAUUGAGAUAGAGACACUUGAAUCUCCAUUGAUUGCAGAAAACACAACUCAUGCUGAUCCAAAGACGCUAGAUCUCAUGACUUCAUCGGAACCUCAAGAAGAUACUACUGAUCAGAUGAAGAAGAAGAAGUCGUAUGCGGUGGAGAUCGCUUGCGUCGUUUUCUUAAUCGCUCUCGCAGUCAACUACUUUGUUGGUAAACGUGAGAACGAGAGUCUCGCUUUAGCUUGGGCGGCGAAAUUCGCUUCCAAGGAUACAAUAUUCCAGAAGAAUUUUAGUUUGCUUGGAGUUAGUGAAGGAGAGGAUUCACCAUUGUUGUUAAAAGAAGCGUUAAAUGUGUUUAAAUUCUACGCGAGUGGUCGUAGGUAUUGCCAUGGAUUGUUAGCUACUAUGGAGCUUAAGAGUAGACAUGAUUUGAUCUCUAGGAUGUUUAAUUUGGUGGUUCCUUGUAAAGAUGAGAUCACUUUUGAGGUUUAUAUGAAUGAAGAUACUAUGGAUAAUGUUGUGUUUGCUAUGGCGAGGAAAAAGGCGGCGAAAACUAUGCAAAAGGAGAUGAGGGAUUUGCAGAGAUUCACUGGGAUUGUGUCUCCUCCUGCUGGGAGGAAAUGGGUGUCGGAGGAGUUAGCUGUGAUUUCUGAAUCUAAGGAAGUUGCUGUGGAUAUGAUCACUGACACUGUUCUUGAUCAGGUUUUUGGUGACAAGGCUGUGGAUAAGUAUGGGAAGAAUUUCAUGUCGAUGCAUAUAUCUGACCAACACCCUGGCAAGCACAAGAAGAUGAUGCUUUUCAAGUUUUCCUUACCCGAUGCUAAACAUAUGGAUGAUAUUGUCCGUUUGGUGUCGCUAAUUCCAUAUUACAUCGACUUAGUAGGUCGAUACAGACUCAGCUCCCAGGCGCGGAACAAAACUGAGAGUGGUAGGCAAAAGGCAGCAGAGGAAGCAUACAAGGAACUUCAGAACGCGAGGCAAGAGGCAUUGCAGAAGAAGAAAGCAGAAAAGAAGAAAAUGAUGGAGGAAGCGGAGGCAAAGCUGAGCGCAGAAGUGAUAAGGAAGAAAGAGGCAAAAGAAAGAGCAAGGCAGGUGAAAAAGGCAGUACCAAAAAUGAAGAUGAGCCGUAGUCACUAGCUAAAAGUUUAUCAAAGAGAGCCAUCCAAAAUGUAUUCGUUAAAAUCACUCUCCAAACUCAAAAAGCAUAGAAAACAUCGGCACGUGUUUUUAACAGUGGAUGACUGCUUUUGCUUCAUAAUACUCUCCCUUAAAGUACCACUUUUGACUUAUAAUGUAGUUUUUGAUGUUGUGGUGGAAAGUCCUGUGAGAGCUUUGUAUAGU
Arabidopsis lyrata subsp. lyrata is the source of this 1681-nucleotide messenger RNA. RefSeq lists its product as uncharacterized. The record is from RefSeq and is a predicted model, not a curated record. The transcript is spliced from 3 exons. Bases 26 to 1477 code for a protein of 483 amino acids. Gene Ontology annotation, cellular component: endoplasmic reticulum. Lineage: Eukaryota; Viridiplantae; Streptophyta; Magnoliopsida; Brassicales; Brassicaceae. Gene Ontology annotation, molecular function: calcium ion binding. Gene Ontology annotation, biological process: endoplasmic reticulum calcium ion homeostasis.